UCAUCAGAAGAGAAAGAUGGAUUUAUCUGUGGUUUCCAUUGAAGAAGUACAAAAUGUCAUUAAUGCUAUGCAGAAAAUCUUAGAGUGUCCAAUCUGUCUGGAGUUGAUCAAAGAACCUGUUUCGACAAAGUGUGACCACAUAUUUUGCAAAUUUUGUAUGCUGAAACUUCUCAACCAGAAGAAAGGGCCAUCACAGUGUCCUUUGUGUAAGAAUGAUAUAACCAAAAGAAGCCUACAAGAAAGUACAAGAUUUAGUCAACUUGUUGAAGAGCUAUUGAAAAUCAUUCAUGCUUUUGAGCUUGACACAGGAUUACAGUUUGCAAACAAUUAUAAUUUUGCAAAAAAGGGAAAUAACUCUCCUGAACUUCUAAAAGAUGAAGUGUCUAUCAUUCAAAGUAUGGGCUACAGAAACCGUGCCAAAAGACUUCGACAGAGCAAACAUGAAAAUCCUACCUUGCAGGAAACCAAUCUUAGCGUCCAACUCUCCAACCUUGGAAUUGUGAGAUCUCUGAGGACAAAGCAGCAGAUACAACCUCAGAAUAAAUCUGUCUACAUUGAAUUGGGAUCUGAUUCUUCUGAAGAUACAGUUGAUAAGGCAAGUUGUUACAGUGUGGGAGAUCAAGAACUAUUACAAAUCACACCGCAAGGAGCCAGGGUUAAAUCCAGUGUGGAUUCUGCAAAAAAGGCUACUUGUAUGGUUUCUGAGAAGGACAUAACAAGUAUUGAACAUCAUCAAUCCAGUAAUAAGGAUUUGAACACCAUUGAGAAACGUGCAACUGAGAUGCAUCCAGAAAAGUAUCAGGGUAGUUCUGUUUCAAACUUGCAUGUGGAGCCAUGUGGCAAAAAUACUCAUGCCAGCUCAUUACAGCAUGAGAGCAGCAGUUUAUUACUCACUAAAGACAAAAUGAAUGUAGAAAAGGCUGAAUUUUGUAAUAAAAGCAAACAGCCUGGCUUAGCAAGGAGCCAACAGAGCAGAUCGGCUCAAAGUAAGGAAACAUGCAAUGAUAGGCACACUUGCAGCCCUGAGCAAAAGGUAGAUCUGAAUACUGCUCCCCCAUAUGGGAGAAAAGAACAGAAUAAGGAGAAACUUCUAUGCUCCAAGAAUCCUAGAGAUAGCCAAGAUGUUCCUUGGAUAACACUAAAUAGCAGCAUUCAGAAAGUUAAUGAAUGGUUUUCUAGAAGUGAUGAAAUGUUAACUUCUGAUGACUCACAUGAUGAGGGUUCUGAAUCACAUGCUGAAGUAGCUGGAGCCUUAGAAGUUCCAAGUGAAGUAGAUGGAUAUUCCAGUUCCUCAGAGAAAAUAGACUUACUGGCCAGUGAUCCUCAUUAUCCUAUAAUAUGUAAAAGUGAAAGAGUUCACUCCAAACCAAUAAAGAGUAAAGUUGAAGAUAAAAUAUUUGGGAAAACUUAUCGGAGGAAGGCAAGCCUCCCUAACUUAAGCCAUGUAACUGAAAAUCUAAUUAUAAGAGCAGCUGCUACUGAGCCACAGAUAACACAAGAGUGUUCCCUCACAAAUAAAUUAAAACGUAAAAGGAGAACUACAUCAGGUCUUUGUCCUGAGGAUUUUAUCAAGAAGGCAGAUUUGGCAGUUGUUCAAAAGACACCUGAAAAGAGAAUUCAGGGAACUAACCAAGUGGAUCAGAAUAGUCACGUGGUAAAUAUUACUAAUAGUGGUUAUGAGAAUGAAACAAAAGGUGAUUAUGUUCAGAAUGAAAAAAAUGCUAACUCAACAGAAUCAUUGGAAAAAGAAUCUUCUCUCGGAACUAAAGCUGAACCUAUAAGCAGCAGUAUAAGUAAUAUGAAAUUAGAAUUAAAUAUUCACAAUUCAAAAGCAAGUAAAAAGAAAAGGCUGAGGAAGAAGUCUUCUAGCAGGCAUAUUCGUGCACUUGAACUAGUAGUCAAUAAAAAUCCAAGCCCUCCUAAUCAUACCAACCUACAAAUUGACAGUUGUUCUAGCAGUGAAGAAAUAAAGGAUAAAAGUUCUGACCAAAUACCAGUCAGGCAUAGCAGAAAGCCUGGACUCAUGGAAGAUAGAGAACCUGCAACUGGAGCCAAGAAAAGUAACAAGCCAAAUGAGCAAAUAAGUAAAAGACAUGUCAGUGAUACUUUCCCAGAAGUGGCAUUAACAAAUAUAUCUAGUUUUUUUACUAACUGUUCAGGUUCUAAUAGACUUAAAGAAUUUGUCAAUCCUAGCCUUCAAAGAAAAAAAACAGAAGAGAACUUAGAAGAAACAAUUCAAGUGUCUAAUAGUACCAAAGGUCCGGUGUUAAGUGGAGAAAGGGUUUUGCAAAUUGAAAGUGAAGAAAGAUCUAUAAAAAGCACCAGUAUUUCAUUGGUACCUGAUACUGAUUAUGGUACUCAGGACAGUAACUCGUUACUGAAAGUUAAAGUCUUACGGAAGGUGAAAACAGCACCAAAUAAACAUGCAAGUCAGGGUACAGCCACUGAAAACCCCAAGGAACUAAUCCAUGGUUGCUCUAAAGAUACUGGAAAUGACACAGAGGGCUAUAAGGAUCCAUUGAGACAUGAAAUUAACCACAUUCAGAAGAUAAGCAUGGAAAUGGAAGACAGUGAACUUGAUACUCAGUAUUUACAGAAUACAUUCAAGUUUUCAAAGCGUCAGUCGUUUGCUCUGUUUUCAAACCUAGGAAAGGAAUGUGCAACAGUCUGUGCCCAGUCUCUCUCUGCGUCCUUAAGAAAAGGUUCAAAAGUCAUUCUUGAAUGUGAACAAAUAGAAAAUCCAGGAAUGAAAGAGCCUAAAAUCAAGCAUAUACAGGGAAAUAAUAUCAAUACAGGCUUCUCUGUAGUUUGUCAGAAAGAUAAGAAAACAGAUGAUUAUGCCAAAUACAGCAUCAAAGAAGCAUCUAGGUUUUGUUUGUCAAAUCAGUUUCGAGACAAUGAAACUGAAUCCAUUACUGUAAAUAAACUUGGAAUUUUACAAAACCUCUAUCAUAUACCACCACUUUCUCCUAUCAGGCUAUUUGAUAAAACUAAAUGUAAUACAAACCUGUUAGAGGAAAGGUUUGAAGAACAUUCAGUGUUACCUGAAAAAGCAGUAGGAAACGAGAACACCGUUCCAAGUACAAUGAAUACAAUUAACCAAAAUAACAGAGAAAGUGCUUAUAAAGAAGCCAGUUCAAGCAGUAUCAAUGAAGUAAGCUCGAGUACUAAUGAAGUGGGCUCCAGUGUUAACGAAGUAGGCCCCAGUAGUGAAAACAUUCAAGCAGAACUAGAUAAAAACAGAGGACCUAAGUUGAAUGCUGUGCUUAGAUUAGGUCUUAUGCAACCUGAAGUCUAUAAACAAAAUCUUCCUAUAAGUAAUUGUGAACAUCCUAAAAUAAAAGGGCAAGAAAAUGGAGUAGUUCAACCUGUUAAUCCAGAUUUUUCUUCAUGUCUAAUUUCAGAUAACCUAGAACAACCUACGAGAAGUAGUCAUGCUUCUCAGCUUUGUUCUGAGACACCUGAUGACUUAUUAGUUGAUGAUGAACUAAAGGAAAAUACCAGUUUUGCUGAAAAUAACAUUAAGGAAAGAUCUGCUGUUUUUAGCAAAAAUGUCAUGAGAAGAGAGAUUAGCAGGAGCCCUAGCCCUUUAGCCCAUAUACAUUUGACUCAGGCUCACCAAAGAGAGGUUAGGAAAUUAGAGUCCUCAGAAGAGAACAUGUCUAGUGAAGAUGAAGAGCUUCCCUGUUUCCAACACUUACUAUUUGGCAAAGUAACUAAUACAUCUUCUCAAUCUACCAGACAAAGCACUAUUGCCACUGAGUGUCUGUCUAGAAAAACAGAAGAGACCCUGGUAUCUUUGCAGAAUACCUUAAAUGACUGUAGUAACCAGGUAACGCUGGUCAAGGCAUCCCAGGAAAAUCACCUUAGCGAGGAAGCGAAGUGUUCUGUUAGCUUGUUUUCUUCACAGUGCAGUGAAGACUUGACUGCAAAUACAAACACCCAGGAUCCCUUCUUGAUGUCUGAUCCUCUUUCCAAGCAAAUGAGGGAUCAGUCAGAAAACCAGGAAGUUCUGAGUGACAAUGAAUUGGUUUCAAAUGAUGAAGAAAGGGAACCUAGCCUGGAAGAAGAUAAUCACCAAGAAGAACAAAGUGUGGAUUCAGACUUAGGUGAAGCAGCAUCUGGGUAUGAGAGUGAAAGCUUCUCUGAAGACUGUUCAGGGCUGUCCUCUCAGAGCGAUAUUUUAACCACUCAGCAGAGGGAUACCAUGCAAGAUAACCUGAUAAAGCUUCAGCAGGAAAUGGCCGAAUUGGAAGCUGUAUUAGAGCAGCAUGGGAGCCAGCCUUCUGACAGCUCUCCUUGCCUCAUAGCUGACUCUUACGACCCUGAGGACCCGCUAAAUCUGGGAAAAAACACAUCAGAAAAAGCAGUAUUAACUUCACAGAAAAGUAGUGAAUAUCUUAUAAGCCAGAAUCCAGAAGGCCUUUCUGCUGACAAGUUGCAAAUAUCUCCAGAUUGUUAUACCAGUAAAAGUAAAGAACCAAGAAUGGAAAGGUCUUCCUCUUCUAAAUCCCAGUUGUCGGAUAAUAAGUGGUAUAUGCACAGCCUUCAGAACAGAAAGUGCCCAUCUCAGGAGGAGCUCACUAAGAUUGUUGAUGUGAAGAAGCAAAAACUGGAAAAGUCUGAGCCACAUGAUUUAAUGGUGCAGUCUUCUUGGGCAAGACAAGAUCUAGAAGCAACUCCUAACCUGGAAUCUAGAAUCUACCUCCUCUCUGGUAAUCCUGAAUCUGAUCCUUUAGAAGACAGAGCCCCAGAGUCAGCUCAAGUUUGUAGCACAUCAGCUUCAGCUUCUGCAUUAAAAUCAUCCCGGUAUCAAACAGAUUCUGGCGGGAGUCCAGCCACUACUCACAACACUAAGACUAUGAGGGAAGAAAGUCUGAGCAAUGAGAAGCCAGAAUUGACAUCUUCAGUAGAAGAAAGUGUCAACAAAAGAAUAUCCAUGGUGGUAUCAGGCUUGACCCCAAAAGAAUGGGUGACCCAGUCACUUAAAGAAAGAAAGAUACUGGAUGAGCAUGAUUUUGAAGUCAGAGGAGAUGUGAUCAAUGGAAGAAACCACCAAGGCCCAAAGCGAGCAAGAGAAUCCCAGGACAGAAAGAUCUUCAGAGGCCUAGAAAUCUGUUGCUAUGGACCCUUUACCAACAUGCCCACAGAUCAGCUGAAGUGGAUGGUACAGCUGUGUGGGGCUUCUGUGGUGAAGGAGCUUUCAUCAUUCACACUUGGCACAGGUGUUCGCCCAAUUGUGGUUGUGCAGCCGGAUGCCUGGACAGAGGACCAUGACUUUCAUGCAAUUGAGCAGAUGUGUGAAGCACGUGUGGUGACCCGAGAGUGGGUGUUAGACAGCAUAGCACUGUACCAGUGCCAGGAACUGGACACCUACCUGAUAACUCAGAUUCCCCACAGCCACUGCUGAUUGCAGGCAGCUACGUGUAUCAAGCCAUGGGACAGUAACAGCAAGCUUACAAAAUGGCCCUUCCAAGCCUUGAGAGCUUCUCUCACUCUUCAGUCCUUCAGUAGUCCAAAGUGUUAAAUAUUACAUGUACAUCAGUCAGAAAAGAACUUCUGGCUAU
Messenger RNA from Otolemur garnettii (small-eared galago), 5567 nucleotides. It is a transcript of the gene BRCA1, whose product is annotated as BRCA1, DNA repair associated. The record is from RefSeq and is a predicted model, not a curated record. The transcript is spliced from 20 exons. Gene Ontology annotation, biological process: double-strand break repair via homologous recombination; positive regulation of transcription by RNA polymerase II; negative regulation of fatty acid biosynthetic process. Gene Ontology annotation, cellular component: BRCA1-BARD1 complex; BRCA1-A complex; nucleus. Lineage: Eukaryota; Metazoa; Chordata; Mammalia; Primates; Galagidae. Bases 17 to 5410 code for a protein of 1797 amino acids. Gene Ontology annotation, molecular function: zinc ion binding; ubiquitin-protein transferase activity; DNA binding.